Messenger RNA from Phaethon lepturus (White-tailed tropicbird), 347 nucleotides. Its product is annotated as guanine nucleotide-binding protein G(i) subunit alpha-2. The record is from RefSeq and is a predicted model, not a curated record. The transcript is spliced from 3 exons. NCBI's taxonomy places the organism in Eukaryota, Metazoa, Chordata, Aves, Phaethontiformes, Phaethontidae. Gene Ontology annotation, cellular component: heterotrimeric G-protein complex. Gene Ontology annotation, molecular function: G-protein beta/gamma-subunit complex binding; G protein-coupled receptor binding; GTPase activity. The annotation marks the transcript as partial. Gene Ontology annotation, biological process: adenylate cyclase-modulating G protein-coupled receptor signaling pathway; gamma-aminobutyric acid signaling pathway.
GUGCCGGUGAGUCUGGGAAGAGCACCAUCGUCAAACAGAUGAAGAUCAUCCACGAGGACGGCUACUCAGAGGAGGAGUGCCGGCAGUACAAAGCCGUGGUCUACAGCAACACCAUCCAGUCCAUCAUGGCCAUCAUCAAGGCGAUGGGGAACCUGCAGAUUGACUUUGGAGACUCCUCCAGAGCGGAUGACGCUCGGCAGCUGUUUGCGCUCUCCUGCGCCGCCGAGGAGCAGGGCGUCCUGCCGGAGGACCUGGCCAACGUCAUCCGCAGGCUGUGGGCGGACAACGGGGUCCAGGCGUGUUUUAACCGCUCCCGAGAGUACCAGCUGAACGACUCCGCUGCCUAG